Xyrichtys novacula (pearly razorfish) is the source of this 927-nucleotide messenger RNA. Lineage: Eukaryota; Metazoa; Chordata; Actinopteri; Labriformes; Labridae. The record is from the annotation of a GenBank genome assembly.
GUUCGGAGUGAGAUUUUGGGAGAAAACACAGAGGGGGAACUCCAUCUUAGCCCCACAAAUCCUUUCAGGGCUUCUCCCAAAGAGCAGAGGACCAAGCGUCCUUUUCAGGGUCAGACUCCAGUCCACACACCACACACAGAACCACAACAUAACAAACAAAAUGAGAAACAAACACCUACAAACACUACAAAACAGUACUCACACAUAGGGGAAGAUCAGGCCACGGAACUGGACACAACUCCAGUUCUGUCUCCACAAAAAAUCUGUGUCACCGCACAGGUUCAUAGAGAUCCGGUCGAAACACAGAACUCCCCAUUGGAGCUGGACAGGGAGCUUCUGGAGUUUUUGGAGGGCAGUCCUCCCUCUCCCCCAAAACCUACAACAUACAAACCAAAAAGACACAUUAACACGGACAAGAAAAUGACAGACUGGAGCCUGACUGUGACCAAAAAAUGGCUGUUCAUUGGUGACUCCAACCUGGCCAGGAUGCCAAUGCAUUCUAUUCCAGACCUACAGAUAGACAGCUAUCCAGGGGCUAACUUUCGCCACGCACAGGGCAUUCUGUCCAACGCAACCAGUGAGGUAACAGUGGAGAAAGUGCUGCUCUCAUUUGGUUUGAAUGCUAGAGCACAAAAAGUGAAGGAGACAUCCAUAAAGCAGCUACAAGCAGCAGUCAGAUUGGCCAAAAACAAAUUCCCAUACGCAGAGAUCUGGAUCCCAAAAAUUAACUAUUCUUCAUUCCUACCGACCCAGGAAAAACUAAAUCUACAGCUGCUGAACGCCUACAUAUUCAGAAACAUGCCGUACAUCGAGUCUCUAGAAAGAGACAAGUUUCUGACAGAGGUGGACCACAUACAUUGGACAAGAACAACAGCUAAAUCAAUGUUUGACCACUGGGUCAGCCAUUUAAACUUAAAAGCCCCUUAA